AUGGAAACCAACCAGCGAGACAGCCUGGGAGUAAGCUGGGCACCUAAAACCCAGCAGAGAUCCCCAAGCCUCCCGAAGGGAGUCUGUAGAAGCUAUGGGAGGCAGCAGCGCAAUGCCACUGGCCAAUUAAGCUGCGGAGCAGCUCCAGGGAAGAACUGGGACAGCGAGUGGUCGGGAGAUUGUAGUCUUUGCCCUGGCUGUACCCAGCUCUAUGAGAAAGGAAACUUUUGCCCAAUUUGUACAUGCUGCUAUGAGGAUAACUACUAUGAAAGCAAGAUGAUGCAGUGUGCACAGUGUGACCAUUGGGUGCAUGCCAAGUGCGAGGGCCUCUCAGAUGAGGGCUACGAGAUUUUGUCUGGCCUGCCAGACUCGGUGCUGUAUACGUGUGGGCCAUGUGCUGGGACAGCCCCUCCUCAGUGAAGAGAAGCCCUGGAUAGCGCUCUCCGGGGAGGACUGCACCAGGUACUGCAAGGGUUACUGAGUGCCAAGGUGACUGGACCUCUGCUACAAUGCACCCAGUGUGUACAGGAUGGGGAGCAGUUGCACCGAGGACCCUGUGACCUCCGAGCUCUAAGCCAGCUCUUUGAAGAUGGACACCACAGUUCUGUGCACAGCUUCAUGGAGGAUGUGGUCGGUAUCCUGAUGAGGCACAUGGUGGAAGGGGAGGCUCCUGAGCACCGGGCUGUUGGGCAAGCCAAGGGGCUCUUACUGAAGCUACUAGAGUCUGCCUUCAGUUGGUUUGAUGCCCACGAUCCCAUGUAUUGUAGACGGAGUACCCGGCUGCCCAAUGGAGUCCUGCCCAAUGCAGUUCUGCCUCCAUCUGCGGAUCAUAUCUAUGCCCAGUGGAGACAACAAGAGUCUGAGACCCCAGUAUCUGGCCAGCCCCCUGGUGGAAGCACCACUCCAGCCACCGAGGCAAAGGAGCUAGCUUUGGAUUCCCAUCUAAAGGACCCUCGACAGUGUGCCCUCUGCCUCAAGUAUGGAGAUGCUGACUCCAAGGAGGCUGGAAGGCUCUUAUACAUUGGACAGAAUGAGUGGACACACGUUAAUUGUGCCAUCUGGUCAGCAGAAGUGUUUGAGGAGAACGACGGCUCCCUCAAGAACGUUCAUGCAGCUGUGGCCCGAGGCCGGCAGAUGAGGUGUGAACUCUGCCUGAAGCCUGGGGCCACUGUGGGCUGCUGCUUGUCCUCUUGCCUUAGCAACUUCCACUUCAUGUGUGCCCGCACCAGCUGCUGUAUCUUCCAGGAUGACAAGAAGGUAUUUUGCCAAAAACACAAGGACCUCCUGGAUGGCUAGGAGAUCGGGACUCCUGACGGCUUUGAUGUUCUCCGCCGGGUCUAUAUUUAUUUUGAGGGCAUCAGUUUCAAGCAGAAGUUUUUGACAGGAUUAGAGCCAGAUGCCAUCAAUGUGCUCAUUGGCUCUAUCCGAAUCGAUUCCUUGGGGACGCUGUCUGACCUGUCUGACUGCGAGGGAAGGCUCUUUCCCAUUGGCUACCAGUGCUCACGUCUGUACUGGAGCACAGUGGAUGCCCGUCGGCGCUGCUGGUAUCGGUGCCGGAUCCUGGAGUAUCGACCCCGGGGCUCUCGGGAGAAACCUGACCACAUUGGGGCAGCAGAGGAAAACAGGACCAUUGUGCAUAGCCCCGUCCCUACUCCGGAGCUGCUUGGAGCCGAGUCCCCCCAACCAGGGCCUGACACAGUUUCCCUGGGUCCUGAGCGCUACUCCCCUGCCCAAAACACAGGCCCUUUACCCCCGCCUCCAGAGCAGAGCAUCACCCCUUCCCCGGUUCCCCGAUCUGUCUCAGGGGCUAGAAUCAAAGUGCCCAACUACUCACCUUCCCGAAGGCCCCUGGGAGGUGUCUCCUGCUGGCCACUCCCCUCCCCUGGAAGUCCAUCAUCUCUGUCUCACCACAUCCCAACAGUUGGUGAUCCUGACUUCCCAGCUCCCCCAAGACGUUCCCGCCGUCCCAGCCCCCUGGCUUCCCGGCUGCCACCCCAAUGGGCCUCUCCACCCUCCAGGCCCACUCCUCAGCUCAGGGUGCCCCCUCCUACCUCAGCCUUCGAGGCCCUCAUGCCUACCUCAGGGGAGCUGGCUCCCCCUGGUCCAGCCUCCUCCCCACCCCCUCCUCCUGAGGACUUGUGCCCUGACUUUGAGGACAUGGAGGUGGUGCCAGGGCUGAGCACGGCCGACUUGGACUUUGUGGCUAGCCUGCUUGGAUCUGAAACCUUCCAGGAGGAGGAGAUUGUGGCCGAGGGGGCUGGGGGAAGUAGCCAGGGGGGUCCUGGGGAUAGUUCAGAGAAGGAGGCUGGCCCUGCUGCCCACUACAUUCACUUCCCCCCAACUGUGGUGCCUAGGCCUGUCCUGCCACCUGGUCCCAUACCUGGAACCCCCAGAAUUGAACAGCUGGAUGGAGUGGAUGAUGGCACGGACAGUGAAGCUGAGGCCGUCCAGCAGCCCUGGGGCCAGGAAGCCCCCCCUUCAUGGCCAGGGGUGGGGGGUAGGGGGUGGGGGGGAGGAGGGGAUGGGGCAAGGCCCCCUGAAGACCUUCCUUCGGAAAUUGUGGAGUUUGUACUCAAGAACCUAGGUGGAGCUGGUGAGGGUGGGGCUGGCCCUGGUGAAGACCACCCUCUACCACCCCCUUCACUGGCUAAUGGCAGCCAGGCCCCCCCAGCCCCACUCCCCACCCCAACUGAUGCCCCCCAGACAUUUGCCUGGCUUCCUGGGGCUUCUGGAGUUGGUGUGCUAAGCCUCAGUCCUGCCCCCGAACCCCCCAAAACUGCUGCCUCCAAGAUCGUUCUUGUUAACAAACUGGGGCAGGUGUUAGUGAAAAUGGCAGGGGAGAGUGAACCAGCCCCACCUCUGCCAAAACGGCCUCCACCAACCCCUCCUACUGCCACCCCAGCCUGGGGUCUCACACCUGGGCCCUUGUUGAGUGUGCUGCCUGUGGUGGGGGUGGUGCGCCCCCCACCUCCACCUCCCCCAUCUCUGACCCUGGUGCUGAGCAAUGGGGCGCUGCGUCCAGCCAUUUGAGUCAAGAGGGUGUCGACCUUUGCUGGCGGCAGCCUCUCAGCACCCCCGCCAAAGCAAGGCCCCCCGCUGGAUGGGGAGGGGGAGUCCCCCCAGAGUACCCCCACAGUGGGGACCUUGGGCAGUGGAUUGAGCAGAGUAGGGAUGAAAACACCCACUGUGGGGGGGGGGGGAGUCCUUGACCUGGAUGCUCCUGGAGAACCUCGUGGGGGAGAAAGUCCCACGACCCUUCCUGAUGGGGCCCCAUUGCUACCGCUGCCGGACUGUGGCUUCCCCAAGGUCUCUGAUGGCCACCCAGACCUGCUGUUUGAGCCCCAGUGGCACCAAUACUCAGGUGAGGCAUCCAAUUCAGAGGAUGAUCUGCCAUCCCCUGAAGACAAGGAGAACCAGGGUCCCAGGCGGGCAGGGCCCCACCUGCGCUUUGAGAUCAGCAGUGAAGAUGGCUUCAGUGUGGAAGCUGAGAGCCUGGAGGGGGUAUGGCGGACCUUGACUGAGAAGGUCCAGGAGGCCCGGGGUCAUGCCCGGCUCAGGCACCUCUCCUUCAGUGGGAUGAGUGGUGCACGGCUCUUGGGGAUCCACCAUGAUGCUGUGAUCUUCCUGGCCGAGCAGCUGCCAGGGACCCAGCGCUGCCACCACGACAAGUUCCAAUACCACCAGCAGGGGGAGGGGCAAGAAGAGCCUCCCCUGAACCCUCACGGUGCCGCCCAGGCAGAAGUCUACCUCCGGAAAUGCACCUUCGACCUGUUCAACUUCCUGGCAUCCCAGCAUCUAGUGCUGCCUCAGGUGGCUGCCUGUGACGAGGAGGAGGAUGAGGGGAAGCUCGGGUCCACCAGGCGCACCACCAGUUUGGAACUGCCCAUGGUCAUGCACUUCCGUCACCAUAAGAAGACAUCCAAAGAGGCUGUGGGGGUCUACAGAUCAGCCAUCCAUGGCCAAGGCUUGUUUUGUAAACGCAACAUCGACACAGGGGAGAUGGUCAUCGAGUACUCCAGCAUAGUCAUCCUCUCAAUGCUCACAGACAAGCAAGAAAAGUACUACGAUGGGAAGGGCAUCGGGUGGUACAUGUUCCGAAUGGAUGACUUUGACGUGGUGGAUGCCACCAUGCAUGGCAAUGCGGCGCGUUUCAUCAACCACUCUUGUGAGCCCAACUGCUUCUCUAGGGUGAUCCACGUGGAGGGCCAGAAGCACAUCGUGAUCUUCCCUCUCCGCCGCACUCGGGGGGAGGUACUCACCUAUGACUACAAGCUCCCCAUCGAGGAUGCCAGCAACAAGCUGCCCUGAAACUGUGGGGCCAAGUGCUGCCGCCCCUUCCUCAACUGA
This is a messenger RNA of Trichosurus vulpecula (common brushtail), 4347 nucleotides long. RefSeq names its product histone-lysine N-methyltransferase 2B-like. Gene Ontology annotation, cellular component: nucleus; histone methyltransferase complex. The record is from RefSeq and is a predicted model, not a curated record. Lineage: Eukaryota; Metazoa; Chordata; Mammalia; Diprotodontia; Phalangeridae. Gene Ontology annotation, molecular function: histone H3K4 methyltransferase activity; protein binding. Gene Ontology annotation, biological process: positive regulation of DNA-templated transcription.